AUGGCUUCGGAUAAUAUCAGCUACGCCGUAGUUGAGCCGCUGCUUCUGCUCCAUCAGAAACAUGUGAAUCCUUCUGAUGACGAAUUUACACUACCUUGCCGACUUUCCUUCGCCAUGAAAAAAUUGGCGCAUGUGCCCUGA
Trypanosoma brucei brucei TREU927 is the source of this 141-nucleotide messenger RNA. RefSeq lists its product as hypothetical. Lineage: Eukaryota; Euglenozoa; Kinetoplastea; Trypanosomatida; Trypanosomatidae. The transcript has a single exon. The record is from RefSeq and is a predicted model, not a curated record. Bases 1 to 141 code for a protein of 46 amino acids.